This is a messenger RNA of Meleagris gallopavo (turkey), 2146 nucleotides long. The record is from RefSeq and is a predicted model, not a curated record. Lineage: Eukaryota; Metazoa; Chordata; Aves; Galliformes; Phasianidae.
UGUCUUGUUAACGUCAUGGCAUUUAAAGUUUAUUUUCCUUUUCUGCAACUACAGGCUGCUUUGCAGUUUUUAGAGGGCUAUGGAAAAGAAGAUAUAACCCUUGCAGAUCUAGAAGGGAAUUCAAACUCCUUAUGGACCAUCAGCCCUCCCAGUAGAGAGAAAAUGAUACAGGGACUGCUGGAUUUUUCAGCUGAGUUCACUGUAGUACUUUCGUGGAGCAUUCAAAGAAAUCUCACUCUUGGUGCCAAAGCAGAAAUAGCAUCAGAUAAACUUACGUUUGGCCUACCAGAGAAAACCAGAAGAGAGAUUGCUACAAUGAUGUCUGGAAAGCCAUUGGAAAAGGUAACAUUAGAAACUGUGUAUCCGUACUACAUCAAGGCUCCUAGUGAUUCUCUGGCAAAACCCAUAAAGCAGCUAUUGACAGACUGCAGAUGGGAAAAUAUUACAGUUUCCCUGGUCAAAAAUGUUUCUGAAGAGGGAGUUCGUGAGUGGUGGGUUUUGAACCAGCUUGGGAAAAGAUACAAAACGUCUGAAGAGAGCCUUGAACUCUUCAUAUUCAGUGAUAAAGUCAGUCCUCCAAGCCUUGGAUUCUUGGCUGGAUAUGGCAUCAUGGGACUGUACGCAUCAGUCGUCCUGGUGAUAGGGAAGUUCGUCCGUGAGUUUUUCAGUGGGAUCUCUCACUCCAUCAUGUUUGAGGAGCUACCUAAUGUAGACCGAAUCUUGAAGUUGUGUACUGACAUUUUCUUAGUACGAGAGACUGGAGAACUGGAACUAGAAGAAGACCUGUACGCCAAACUGAUCUUCCUGUAUCGCUCACCAGAGACUAUGAUCAAGUGGACUAGGGAAAAAACUAAUUGAUCUCUUUGGUGUCACACUGCAAAUCAAGUUGAUUUCAUCUGAAUUUUAAAGAAAAGGAAAAGCACAAUAUUCUCUUAAGAGCUAAGCCUUUUAUAGUUAGGUAGCGAUCAUUUUUCACUGAAGGAGUCCUGGAAGCUACGGCCUUUGGAAUCCAUGCUGCCUUUCAAAUUAAGGAUCAACAGUGAAGAAAGUUGGAUGAUUUGCUGUUUUUAACGUGCCACUCCUCUACAAUCUGGGGACAGCUUUGUAAUUUAAUCAGCAAGAAGUUUGCAUCCCUGUCUGGCUAAUUUAAUUUUCCAGACAAUAAUUGCCUUCAAAGAGAAAGCAAAGGAGUGAACCCACAAAUGACUCUAGGGGACCUUCCUAACUUUUUCUGGAGUCAUAUUGGAUUGUGCAAUAUGCUGUUGUACGUCACUGACUUUCAAGCUACAAGUUAUGGGACGGUGACUAGCCUUCAGGACACCCAAGACCCAGGGCCACAGUGGGAACUGAAGACAUUCUAGCCAUACCCAUUUGUAGAAAAGCAGAGAUUUUGAUGUACAAAGGACACCGUGGACAAACCUCUGCUAGCAGAAAGGAUAUAGAUUACAAUCUCUUUAAAUGCCUUAUUUUAUUUAUACAGUCACAGAAAACAUUUCCACCAAACAUCAAUGACUCAGGAAAAAAAAAAACAGCAAUUGAAACUUGACAUUUCGUCGAGGGUAACUAAAGGCUAGAAUUAUUAUAGUGAAAUAUUGGGAUGUUCUGCUAGGCCAUUUUCUUCAGAGUUACUGCUUUCCGUUAGAUGAGAAAAGAAAGUGAAUUCAAUGACCUAAGGAGCUACUUCAUUUCUUAUAAUCCUUUAAAAACUGAAUAGUGUGUGCUUCUCUCUGCUCCCCAUGACAUGCUUUUCCCCAUUUCGAUGACUUAAGGCAACCAUUGUUUUGCUGUUAGCUGAUAUUCUUCUUCCAGUGUUUCAGGUAUAGGAAAAUGUUUACAUAUUCCAAGUCACAUUUUUACAUCUGAGACGGGUUGUUGUUUUUUUUUUUUUAAGUUCCCAAAUAUAGACAUGCAUAUGAGCUUGAAAAGUGGCCUUUUUUUUCUUAAAUUACUAUUAUUAGUGACACAAAUGGCUCAUUAGAGAUCAUUGUAGCAUGAAAAUUUACAUUUGCAAUGUAGAUUUCAUUCCAUGUUAAAAAAAAAAUUAUUGAGAAAAAGAAAUCAUUGAGUGGGUAAGGUAUAUUAAAAGGGUAUACUGUGUAGUUUUGAUUCAGUAAUGACUUAAAAUAAAACACAUGUUGCAAAGUCA